Molecule: messenger RNA, 1657 nt
Organism: Oldenlandia corymbosa var. corymbosa
Lineage: Eukaryota; Viridiplantae; Streptophyta; Magnoliopsida; Gentianales; Rubiaceae
Source: the annotation of a GenBank genome assembly
AAGCCUUUCAAUUUUGAAUUACUUUCUAUUCAUUUUACCUUCAAAUACCUCCCUUAACUACUUCAUUUCUUUGAGUUUUAGAAUGAAAGAAUCAGUUAUGAAUCACGGCGAUGUUAAUGCCAUCAUCCCAACCAAAAAACGUUCUCCCAUGAAUGGACAGGAGGAUGAACCCACAGUGAUGAAGAAUAAGAAACAAAUGAAAUGGAACGAUCCAAUGGCUUCUUUAGCUGAUGCCCGGCACGAGUUCAGCGAGCACGGCGGCGUUAACAUGUCAAUUGAGGCCUCGGCCACCUUCACCGUCAUGGAACCCGAAACCAUGCGCCGUAUGUUCACCGGCGAGUUGGGACCGGAGCGUGACUUCUUCAUCUACAGCCGCCAUUUUAACCCCACCGUCCUCGGUCUCAGCCGCCAGAUUGCCGCCCUCGAAGCCACCGAGGCCGCUUACUGCACCUCCUCCGGCAUGGCUGCAAUCUCCUCGGUCAUACUCCAGCUUUGUAACUCCGGCGGACACUUGGUUGCUUCCAGGACACUCUACGGUGGGACCUACGCGCUCUUUGCUCAUUUCCUGCCUAGGAUCUCCGGCAUUACUACUUCCUUCGUGGAUGUUAAGGAUCUCCGAGCGGUCGAGGAGGCGAUCGUGGAAGGAAAAACGAGCGUGUUGUAUUUUGAAUCGGUUUCUAACCCGACUCUUACGGUGGCCGACGUGCCAGAGCUUUGCCGAAUCGGACAUGCGAAGGGAGUGACCGUGGUGGUGGACAACACGUUUGCUCCGAUGGUUUUGUCACCGGCAAAAUUAGGCGCCGACGUUGUGGUCCACAGUGUAUCCAAGUAUAUCAGUGGCGGAGCCGAUAUCAUUGCCGGUGCUGUUUGUGGUCCAGCUAGAUUGUUGAAUUCCAUGAUGGACCUUCAUCAAGGUUCUUUUAUGCUAUUAGGUCCUACUAUGAACCCUAAAGUAGCUUUUGAACUCUCACAAAGGCUACCUCACUUGGGAAUCAGGAUGAAAGAACACUGUAACCGCGCCUUCGCAUACGCAAUGAGGUUGAAAAAACUCGGCCUCCAGGUGAUUUACCCCGGUCUAGAAGAUCAUCCCGAUCAUGCUCUCAUGAAGUCGUUGGGCAACAAAGAGUACGGUUUUGGUGGCAUGUUUUGUGUGGACAUGGAAACUGAAGAAAAAGCCAACCACUUCAUGAAUCUUUUGCAGAAUUACACUCAAUUCGGGUUGAUGGCGGUUAGUUUAGGUUUCCAUGAAACCCUAAUGUCUUGCUCGGGCAGUAGCACAAGCAGUGAAUUGAAUGAUAAAGAGAAAGCAUUGGCUGGGAUUUCACCUGGAUUGAUUCGGAUGUCAAUUGGAUUUAGUGGAACUACAGAGCAGAGAUUGAACCAACUGGAGAUGACUCUAUCAAGAAUGCAAGAAGGUGGCUUGUUGAAUAAGUAUUAGUUUCAUAUGGUAUUUCUAGUCUUGGGUUUUACCACUUCUCUAAAUAAAAUUGUAUUUAUGAAAUUUCUUAUGUUAUUUCUCGUGGCAGUUUGGUUUAACAAUUGUUAACCAUAAGCAGCUUGUAACGGCUACUAUGUCACUGAUGUAUUAUGGAGUCAAUAUGCUUUAAGCUGGAGUUGGAUCACUAGUUGUGGCUUCUAUUUCACCUACAAAUUAUGG